AUGGAAAGCUCGCUCCUACCACGGUCUGUACCCGCGGCGACAAAACAUCGCUCCGACAAAGUGCAUGGCAUCAUGAUGGGGAUCACGGUCAUCAUCGUCUUCCCUUUCGGCUCGAUCUGUUGGAGACUGCUCGACCGCGUCGUGAGCGGAAGGACGCUUUUCAGGAUCCACGUAUGCUGCCAGCUGCUGGGCCUGGGGAUGCUCAUAUCCGGGUUUGGUCUUGGGGCCUGGGUCUGCAUUAUUCACGACGAGGUAUACAACGACGCAUACGGCCAUGCCAUUCUCGGCACUAUCCUCACGGCUCUGUUUAUUCUCCAACCCCUCAUCGGCCAGUGGCAUCACUACCUGUACAAAUCUCCGAGCCGCAAAGGCAGACCAUGGAUCCGCAGAUUCCACAUGUGGCUGGGACGACUACUGAUGGCUGCGGCUAUUGUGAACGGCGCCACGGGCAUCGUGCUGGCUGCCAACACUCCUGGCGGCGAGAAGGGCUACGGCGCGGCGGCUGGGAUCGUCGGUGUGGCCUACAUUGCGAUCGUUCUGCUUUGGUACUGGAACAGAAGCAGACAGAAUGUUGAAGAGAGCAGCCGCCGUGACAUGCCGGUGGAGGGACACACGGAUAUGGAAAGCAAAACCAUUCCCGCUGUGAAUACAAAAGAGACUUUGACGACCACAGCAGCUCCGACUGGACGCGGGCCAUGGCAUAGACAGACAAGCACCGCCACUGAGUAA
This is a messenger RNA of Cladophialophora psammophila CBS 110553, 729 nucleotides long. RefSeq lists its product as uncharacterized. The transcript has 2 exons. NCBI's taxonomy places the organism in Eukaryota, Fungi, Ascomycota, Eurotiomycetes, Chaetothyriales, Herpotrichiellaceae. The record is from RefSeq and is a predicted model, not a curated record. The coding region runs from base 1 to 729 and encodes 242 amino acids.